Messenger RNA from Pocillopora damicornis (cauliflower coral), 2499 nucleotides. RefSeq lists its product as uncharacterized. The record is from RefSeq and is a predicted model, not a curated record. NCBI's taxonomy places the organism in Eukaryota, Metazoa, Cnidaria, Anthozoa, Scleractinia, Pocilloporidae.
AUUCUAGGAUCGUCACCAACUGCUUGUCAGAGCAUAGAGCUACUUAUCGACGAUGAAGGAACCAUAACAAGUCCCAAUUUUCGGGGACCAUAUCCAGCCAACUCUUCCUGCACAUGGAUUAUAAAGCCCCCGGAAAAAACGAAUGUUUCUUUACGGUUUUCAUCGUUUAACAUCCAAUCAAGUUCCAAGCAGUGUGGAGGGAUUAAAUGCAAUUGUGACUUUGUCCAAAUAAGUGAACUUGGCUCUGCGUCUAGUAAUGCAGGAUUCAACACGAAAUAUUGUGACGGUAAUCGCCCUCCGGACAAGAUUCUUUAUUUGAUGUCUGGGGUCAGAAUUCGAUUCGUUUCUGACUCAACUGGCGAAGAGACUGGGUUCGAACUUCAUUAUAAAACCCUUCAUACACCAGCACCUGCUCCAACGAUGGGUGUAUCUGGAGCAUCUGUUAAUCAAACCGUUGUCACGACAACAUCUGGCUCGUCUUCAAAUCUAAACGUGUCGAGUUUCAGUAUUCCUUUACCCACAUUUACAAGCAAAGCGCCGAUAAACUCUUCAUCGGAAAUUGUUUUGCAAGUUACACCAGAAACACGAAUACCGACAGAACUCACUGGUGUUCAGACUCCGUUACCCAGAAGAACAUUGCCAGUCAGUUCAGCUGGAGCGGGGAGUGCUUGGACAACACCGGUUCAUACCGUUUUGGCUAAGGAACAGAAGGUAGUCGAAGAGAAAGUCCCAGACAUUAUAGUCCUUGGACCGUCUGUACCUGUUGUGAUGAUAUUUGUCAUUGUUGUCGCUGGUAUUGCUUGGUGGAAUUACAAGUUUAACUCGGAAGAGCACAACAGGUAUGAAUCCUACGCAAAGAAAAGUGCAGCCAAAAAGCGGCAGAAGAGAACGAUGCACAACAUUAGUAAAGGGAAUCUCUAUAAUGAGAUGACAAAGACCUGGAAAGGCCAGUCUUCUAACCCUAAUGCAGGAAGACCCAGCCCCAUGGUUGGAGGAUAUAAGAAAAUAUCGUUUGCGGGAAGACUUCUGGAGUUAGCAGAAGGCGUACGAACUCCUAGGCCUUCCCGUCCAUCCUCGUACGCGGAGGAGACUGUACCUCUGACAAAGCCGUCGACUGGCAAAGGCCCGUUCCUAUCGCCGGGCGUGGCUACCACUGGAGGAGGCUCGAGACCCAGUUCUCGCCCAGCCUCUCUGUUGCUGAGAGAUGCCUUGGUUAAUAUGUUUGGGGAGGGAAAAGAAAGUGAAAGUCAGACCCAGGGUUCUGGUUCCCCGUCCAAAAGAGCUUCCAAGCGAGUAUCAUUCAUCGACGAAGAAGCAGGACAUCCGUUGGUUCAGCACGAGACCAUUCCACCCGAACAAAUUGAAGAAAUUCACGACGAACCAGAGGAAGAUGAUGACAAUAGCAAAGAAGAAACAGACGAUACUGUGAAACCUGCAAGGAGAUUACCGAUCCCAGCUAUUCUUGUUAGGCAACCGAGUGAAGAUACAGACUUUGCAGUGGAUUCGCCUUCUAGAACUUCAAUAUUUCCUGAUCUAGAAGACUUUCUUCUGAAUUUAGAUAAGGAUUCAGACCUAGAUGAGCCGCCAUACAGCUGUGCGAGUCACAUAGGAGACAUUUUAAGGAAAAGUUAUGGCGACGAAGGGCUAAGUGGCCUGGGUCCAGAAACCGUGUUGGAUGUUCCAGAAGAGUUCGUCGGGAUGAUGCGCAACCCUUCCACGUCACAGGAUUCCAUUACAAAAGAAACAGACCAAGUUGAUGACGUGGAUUAGAUGUCUGUUUCAAGGUUCUGAAACCAAACGAGUGGUCUCGGAAUCAAUUUUUCCAUUUAAGAGCACGCUUAGGUCUGGCCUCUGACUUGAAAAGCGCAAGACACCACUUUAUCGUCCAACAGUUGAGUGAAAUCACCACGCGCUAUGGUCUUCCAUUUCGACCUCUUUGAUUCGACGAAGUUGUCAGCUUCGCUAGCGAAUGACGCUUGAGUUUGAAGUCCAUAAAGAUGACAAACUUAAGGGAGCUCUGACUCUUUCUAUUAAUAAUUCGUUUAAGGUAUAACUUAGUUCUUCCAAAGAAAAUCGAGAAAAGGAGCUCGUUUAAAAGUUUGGUGAAUUUUACAUAAAGGAAAGAAACUUUGCUUUCCUCAAGUGUCAAUUAUCCAAUGUUCAAGACGGUGGUAGCUUUUACCAUAUUUUUUAUUACUACGCUGUAUUAUACUGAUGAUAAAAUUUGAAGUACGAGCUCGACAUUCUGGUGCUACUGUCAAGUAAAAAUGUAUUAAAAGCCAACUGAGAUAUAAUAAAUGAGUCGCGUUAAAUGCACGGGGAGCUUAUUUAAGUCUAAGGAAGACCGUGGAUGGGUGGCUCUUAUUCGAUUGAAGACGUAAUUUGAUAUGAUUGUUUUUAUUUACCUAUCAUUUUUUAGCCAUAAACUCCACAUUCAAACAACAAGUGAAACUUUUGAUGUGCAGAGGUGACCUUUUCAAUAAAGUCUUAAAAGCAGUA